This is a messenger RNA of Argiope bruennichi, 1810 nucleotides long. RefSeq names its product ras-related protein Rab-13-like. The record is from RefSeq and is a predicted model, not a curated record. Lineage: Eukaryota; Metazoa; Arthropoda; Arachnida; Araneae; Araneidae. The transcript has 6 exons. Gene Ontology annotation, molecular function: GTP binding; GTPase activity. Gene Ontology annotation, biological process: protein secretion; regulation of exocytosis. Bases 109 to 816 code for a protein of 235 amino acids.
GCGCUUUUUAUCAGUUUUGAUGUGUGACUUCGUUUCAGUCUAAGGAAUGUUUUAUAUUUGUUAGUUUUAUGUUCGUUAUAAACUAAGAUUACAAGUUCUUAAAGUAAAAUGGUUGCCGAUCACAAAUUAUCCAUUAUAAUGCUUGGAGAAAGCGGAGUCGGUAAAACUUCUUUGAUGUUGAGAUUCUGCAAAAACAUUUUCAGGGAAGCACACGGCUGUACAUCAAUAGACUGCUAUAUUAAAACAAUUACUUUAAAUGAUAAAAUUAUAGAGCUACAACUUUGGGACACAGCUGGACAAGAAAGAUUCAAAGCAAUUAUUAAAGAGUAUUUCAGGAAAGCUGAUGGCGUACUUUUGGCCUAUGAUAUGACAAAUUUGGAAACCUUUAUGAAACUCUCUAGUUGGCUGUCUGAAUUAAAAGAGAUAAAUGAAGGAGCUACAAUAUUUAUAGUUGGAAAUAAAGCUGAUCUUCUACAGAGUAACCAAGUGAAUCGAAGCACAGUCGAAAAAUAUGCCCAAGAAGAGAAAUUGGAAUGCUGGGAAACAAGUGCAAAGAAAAAUGAAAACGUUGAUGAAGUUUUUAAGAAUUUGGCACUAAAAGCACUAGAAAGAAAGAAAAUCGCAUUUUUCAAAGAACUUUCAAAUGGUGAAAUCAAAGCAGUAAGUCCGAACAGUGCGAUAGCUGAGAAUAUACAGAAGCAAGAUGAGAACAGUUUACCACCUAUAAUUCGUCUUGAAGAUGAUUUUGGAGACGAUAUUCAUAAGAUAAAAUUGAGGGCCGAAAAACCAAAACCGAAAAAACAAAGUUGCUGCUAACAAACAUUAGGGUAAAAAAUCUCUCAAAGCUUUGAAAUUUGGUAAAGACAAAAUCAACAGGUUUUACUGUGCCUUGGGCAAUUAUUUAUGUAGUCAAGCCAAGGCACAAUACUGAGCCUUGGGGAAUAUCUGUGCCUGAUAGCAUUAGGAAGUAGAACUUAUAUGAUAUGCAUUCCAUUGCAAGACAGCUGGAACAAAUGCUUGCUUUGCCCACCUUUGUUGUGUGCUUAUAUAUAUAAGACACUUAACAAAAUUAUAAGACAAUUCAGGUAGUGACAACCAAAUUUCAUUUUUUGAAGUAGGAAUUCUCAACGAUGGUUCUCUAGUGAUUAUAUUACUUUAAUUGUUAAUACCUCCUCUGCACUGUGAUAUUUUGUAUUGUAUAAAGAAUGUGCCUUUCAAGCCUGCCUUUUUUAUUUAUUGAAAGGUUACAAAACUCAAAGAUCAAUAUCGGUCAAUGAAAAGAGGUUUAAAUUGAAAAAGGCCACAAAAAAAACAAGAAACAUAGAAAACAAAAUUUUACAGAAACUGAGAUUAAUCUCGAAAAAUUCAGUGUAGAAUAAAGUAUAGAAAAGAUCAAGGUCAACGACAAAAUUAAUAUCUUUUUUUCUUCCUGACCAAAAUAUCGUUUCUGCUAUUGAUUUUCCUCCUUGGUAGACUGCUAAAAUAUAUUCUGGUAGUGGAGAAAAUAUUGCGUGGAUAUGACAUGACUAGUAAUUAGCCAUUAGCAAUUGCUAUGAUUCGUAAUUACUAAUAAUGAGUAAUUAGAAAUUUAAUUAAUAAUAAAAAAAUUUCCAUAUCUUUGAAAUUUAAAAAAAAAAAAAAUUCUGACAUGAUGUUUUGUUUGCUAUUCUACAAAUAUAUUCUUUAGUGUGUGUGUGUCGAUAUUGAACAUAGAACUGAGAACUAUACUUGCAUUAUUAAUUCGAAUACAGAUUUGCUGCCUUUAUAAAUACUUUUAUUUAAAAAAAUAUAGUUGCGAUUCAGAUGAAUG